Messenger RNA from Suillus bovinus, 1339 nucleotides. RefSeq lists its product as uncharacterized. The transcript is spliced from 10 exons. Lineage: Eukaryota; Fungi; Basidiomycota; Agaricomycetes; Boletales; Suillaceae. The coding region runs from base 65 to 1339 and encodes 424 amino acids. Gene Ontology annotation, molecular function: protein binding. The record is from RefSeq and is a predicted model, not a curated record.
AUCUUGACCAAGCGCCAACUAGCUGGCAAAACCCACUACUACUACUAGCGGCUCUGCAAAUGAAAUGGAGUGGAAACCUGCUCAGUUUGACAUCUCCCACCCUCCAGAUCUUGUCCUAACAAAAAAUCUGGACGUGGAUCCUGAAUUCGCAGACAAUUUCGCUCGUUGUGCCAGAUGGUGUGCAGAUGGAUCCAGCUUCCUCGUCCAGUGCGAAAACAGAGCAUUUCAGCUGUUUAAUAUUCCAGACGUUCAAGGAACGCAGCUCUCGGCCCACCAUAAGCGUACAUUCUCGCAGUCUGCAGCGGUCGUCAAUUUUGCUUGGUAUCCUGGGGCAUCAUCCGAUAACGCUCCAGCUUACUGUUUCGUCGCUUCUGUGCGUGACUGUCCGGUGAAGCUUCUGGAUGCUUCGGAUGGAAGGCUGAGGGCCUCAUACCCGAUUAUCGAUCAUCGUGAGAGGUUCAUCGCUCCUCAUAGUCUCGCAUUUAACUUAACAGCCGACAAACUAUACUGCGGUUUCGAAGAUGCCAUCGAGAUCUUCGACAUACAACAACCUGGGGAGGGCGAGCGGCUCCUGACCACGCCUUCAAAGAAAAGCAAGGAUGGCCUAAAAGGCAUCAUAUCCAGUGUCGCUUUUUCCUCCUCCUACGACUAUUACGCAAUCGGCAGCCUAACACCUUCCUCACAAGCGAUGGAUAAUAUUGCAUUGUAUUCUGAGUCAAACCAAGCAGCUAUUAUGCCUAUAGGAGGCGCAGAUUGUCAUUCCGGAGUCACGCAGUUGAAGUUUAACCCAACACAACCGCAUAUCCUGUAUGCUGCAUUUCGUCGACACGAUGCUAUAUAUGCAUGGGAUCUUCGCAGUGAUACAUCUGUACCUGUAAAGGUCUUCAGGACGUCCCCUGAUUCUCGCAGAAAUUUGACUAAUCAAAAGAUCGAAUUCGACAUAGAUCACGCUGGAAGAUGGUUAAGCGUCGGUGAUCAGAAUGGAUGCAUUUCGAUGUUUGACCUUGAACAUUCGGACGAAUUGGAUUCUGAACAGGCAUCAGUGAUUUCGCCGCAGAGCAUCACCCCAACGAUGAGUUUUAACGCGCAUGGAGGCAAGUAUACCAAACACCCCCUCUACGUUCAAAUCUCCUGUCAGCAUCAGGGCUCACGCCAUUUUGAUGAGGACACGAGGAAUGGUGAUUCUAAUAGCUCUGAUGAAGAUUCAACAGACCAAGAGUCGGAUUCUGAGAGGCAGAAUAUGACCGCAGUGUCAAGCCGCCGACCUCUUCCAUAUGUCAAAGACCCUUCUUUGAAGCUGUGGUCAUUCGACCCCGCGAGGAUUGUACAUCACGCUUGA